Cladophialophora psammophila CBS 110553 is the source of this 2907-nucleotide messenger RNA. RefSeq lists its product as uncharacterized. Gene Ontology annotation, molecular function: protein binding. Lineage: Eukaryota; Fungi; Ascomycota; Eurotiomycetes; Chaetothyriales; Herpotrichiellaceae. The record is from RefSeq and is a predicted model, not a curated record. Bases 1 to 2907 code for a protein of 968 amino acids. The transcript has a single exon.
AUGGACCAAGAACGGUUCAGCGGCUGGAGUCCUCCACGAGACGACCUCGAUGGUCUGAUUUCGGGAUAUGAUGCAUCUACUUCGACACCAGAGAUUGACGGGACUGCAUGGAGUGAACAAGGCACCGCGACGUCCUCUCCUCAACCAACACGCUAUCUCGAGCCUUCCUCUGCGGGCAUUAUCAGAUCCCCUCUUCAGCAACCCACGAGCACGGUCCCCAGUUCGAGACCACUCCCUCAGCGAAGGAUAGCUUCUUCGAACCAAAUCCCUGGCUUGGCCUAUGGAGAGCAACCUCCACCAGUCUCGUUCGAGCCUCCUCUUCGAUCAAUUUUCGUGUCCGGACCGCCCACUGCUUCAGUCUCCGCGAACACCGCUUUGGCAUCUCUCAGUGCUGCAGUGUCCUCGAACAAUUCAGGCUCAUUGGCAGCUCUAACAAGCGCCGGUGGAAGUCGGCGCGCCAAUACAAGGGCAGGAGACAGCACCCUCUCAGCUUCACUGGCUGCCUCGAGCAGUCGACAUCCUCUGCUCAAUCCUGAAAAGGAUGUAGAUGACCCGACGACAAGUGCAAUCACCAACCCUUUUGAUUCCGAUUCUGCAAACACCUCUGCUACCCUUGCCCGUCUGUUCAUUACGAGCGACGGAACAAGUCCUGAUCCAACAUCUAGAGGUGCUUCCCAGCUUCGAACCGUGUCCACUGUCAGCCGAAGUAUAGGUGGUACGUCAACACUUACAGGGCAUCUCUUCCACCAUGGCUUUGAGGAAGGCCGCCACUCAGACAUUACUGUGUAUGCAUUCGGUCAGAGUUACAGACUUCACAAACUUCUCCUCGAUCGUGUGCCAUACUUUUCGUCUGCAUUCUCUGGAUCUUGGGCGGAGAGCACGGCGCGAGAGAUGAAAAUCCCCUGCGAAGACCUCGAUCCCAAUAUCACUAAAAAUGCCUUCGAGCUUGCUCUGAAGAGGAUCUAUGGAACGCAGUUUCCGGUUCAAGAAGAGGAAGAAGCCAUUGGGCUGUUCGCUACAGCUUGUUGGCUUGAUAUGCCUGACCUGGUAGACUCCUGUGUUGACUCAAUCCUUCGCCAGAUGCAGCCAGCUACCCUUCACAGCUUGAUCAAGCUAGUAACUAACAACUACUACGGAAAAGCUGGGGAUCGAAUUCUCUCUUCUGCGAAAGCCAUGCUCUGCAAAGAUGGUUGGGAGAUGCCAUAUGGGUACUGGGAUGAGAUCCCGGCCGAGAUCAUCCGCGAGAUCGUUGGCGGGGACCCUUUCUUUGUACCAUGCGAGUGGGAGCGUUGGUAUCUCUCGUUAAAGCUCUUGAAUCGCCGACUGAGGGCCAAAGCCAUCGAAAGCGGGCUAGUUUCUCCUAGUGGUCGAUAUCUACAUCCCAAACCGACAAGUCUGCGAUUCUUUGCCGUGAGAUUUGAUGCACCUUACAGGAUAACCGGGCACAAUCGGUACGUUUCCGAAAAGGAUGAGGCCUGGGUUGCGCUAUACACCUCUCCUGAAAUUGCCCCAAUCCUCGUGCUCCUGGAUGAAGGGAUCCAUUACGUUCAUCUUCGUUUCGAACAAUUGCAGCAAAUUCGGACACAAAAAGACAUCCUUGGAGUCCCAGUCCUCCCGGAGAAGGUCAUAGGCGAUGCCUUAUGGAUGUCGAUGGAACUUCGUCAGAAAGUUCUCAAUGCUCGGGAGACUGACGAGACACUCGGAUUGAGCGAGGUAGCGGAAGAUUUCGAAGCUGCCGAGGAGCACUCCGAGCAAACAUCAAUCCAUAAGAAAGGGAAGUCGCGAGACAAUGGCCCGGUCAGCUCAAAUGAAGCCUCUGAGGAAAUGGAGUCUGGCUCCUGGGAUGGCAACGGCAAGCCUCGAAAGUUUUGGAUUCCGAACCACGAUGUCUCCUGCGUUAUGGGAGGCACGCGAGAAGCUUGUGUAGCUGCCAACUCUACGAGCGUUGCAGAAUGGAGCACUCAUGCAGCCAGGUUGUCGGCUAGCCUUGAGCCCACUGACGUCGCGUGGGCUCUCGACUUCACAAGUGGCAAUAUAAUUGACAGCGGCAGGCCUCCGUCGAGAGGCUAUUCGCCAACGUCGACGCCUCGUUUCAGCUACUACCCCCCCUUUCGGUUUUCGGCGGAAUUUCCAAGCCCGCGGACACUGAAAGAGAAGAAACGUGUCUAUUCACACACAGUUUGGUAUGCGGGGAGUCUGUGGAACCUCUAUAUCCAGCGAGUCAAUAAUUCGAAAGUCCAACAGCUGGGCAUAUACUUGCACAGAGCCAAGGAUAAAGAUCCAUGUGAAGACCCACUUGCCUUGUGGAUGUCUUCCACCGUAGACGAUCGCAUCGGACAGCUGGAGCGGGAGAUGCUACUUCGGAAGAAUGAACGGCGGAACCGAAGCUGGCACGUCAAUGAGCCCAUUCGAGGAUCGGCGGUCGAGCCGGAGGAUGCAUCAGUAGAGUCAACAAAUGAGUACGACAGUUCCAAUCUGCAGGUCAGUGAAGGCGAAAGAGUGUCUUUACGACGGCGGUCGGCAAAGUCGGCGCAGAAGUCCUCGCAGAACCCAGAAACUGCAGGACAACUGUCCAGCGACUCCUCUCCCCCCGAUAUACUGAUGCUAGAUUCAGAUGAGGAGGACGCAGAGUUGUUACGGACAAACAGGAAAUACAAUGUUUCCGCAAUGCCGCCCUACAUGGACGGGCGUCCAACCAUCCGGACAUAUUUUAAGAUCUAUUCGCCCAGCAAGGGCGGGCGACUUUUGAGCAUCUACGAGAGCGCCCCAGACAAGUUCGAUGUCAGCAAAAGUUGGGGAUGGAAAAGCAGCCAAAUGCAGCUCGACGACGGGAUUGGCGCAUGUGACACGACGAAGUCUAGCAAGGACGGGAAGUUGAGGUAUAUGGUCGUCAUUGGCAACAUUUGA